Cuculus canorus (common cuckoo) is the source of this 2884-nucleotide messenger RNA. RefSeq lists its product as uncharacterized. The coding region runs from base 1513 to 2382 and encodes 289 amino acids. The record is from RefSeq and is a predicted model, not a curated record. NCBI's taxonomy places the organism in Eukaryota, Metazoa, Chordata, Aves, Cuculiformes, Cuculidae. The transcript is spliced from 3 exons.
UCUCUCUUCGGGCUUUCGGGGCGGAGGGAGGGGAGCGGGGCCGCUGCACUUGGCGGGGAGACCUUUCCCCUCCCUCCUUAAGGCUCCCCCCCACCCCCUCACCGCCGGUCUGAGCAUCCCGUUAUUUGGCCGGCGGGAGAGGCGCCUAACCCUCAUUUUAUCCCUAUGCUCACAGCACCCUUCCCCUUUUCCUCCCCAUAUCUGUGUGUAUUUCCGCUGCCCCCGCCCAGAAAACACGCAUCCCACCAUCCACGCGUGUUCUGCGGGGCGCAGAGACCCCCCCCACGCCAAUCCCCCCCAGCGCAGCUUCAGCGCCGGGCAGGGAUGUGCCAGCAUCCCGAUGCUCUUCUCCUCUUUCACCUGCUCUGUUUGUUAUUUGAUCACCUAAAUGAAAAGAUCGAUGGCAGCCUGUUUAUCUGGGUUGAUAGUGUCAACAGAUUAAAAGGGCAGCAAUCAGAUGCUUCCCAGACCGGGUUGCCCGCAAUCGCGAAAACGCCCCAAACCUGCUCAAAUUGCUCUGGGCCGGGGCAACGGGGAAGGUGUGAGGUGGGGAGGUGUUUUCUACUCCUUUAUUAUUUCUUUUUUUUUUUUUUUUUUUUAAUUUGCUGUGUGCUGAGGGAAAGCGAGUAUUAAAUAUGGAUUUGAAAAAAAAAAAAAAAGAGAAAAAAUAAAUAAGGCGAUGCAUGAAGGGCCGGUGAAGUUUGCGGGAUUCCCGAGGAAAAUCCCGCCUGCGGUGUCCUGUUGGUGUGCAGGAGCCUUGGGGAGAGAGCCGAGACAGAGGGCAUCGGUCAGGAAAACUAGCCUCCUGCCUCAGCGGAGCGGGCUGGAUGGAGCACGGUUCUGUCGACUGAAGGCAUUUCCGCUCGCCCCCCCCGACAAAUUACAGGGACACUUAGAAAUGCUCACAACUCACAUUUAUUGGGAAAUGAGCUCUGAUUGCUUUUUAACGUCCACGGAUCUGGAAUGGGUAGGGGACACUCUACUAGGAACUUGCUAAGGCUUGAUUUUCCCUCUGUCGCGUUCUCCAGGCCAGGGUCCGGACUGGGAUCUGAAGGUGGCAGAGUUUUGCGGGAGGAUCGAUCUAUCUAUCUAUCUAUCUAUCUAUCUAUCUAUCUAUCUAUCUAUCUAUCUAAAAUUGUAUUUUGUUCUCCCCCUUUCUGUGUCUGUCUCCUCUCCUCUCGAAAGGAAAUGUUCCUCUGGAGAUUAGUGGUGACAACUUCCACAUGCCUUUUUUGGAGGGGAGGGAGGCCAGGAGGGGUGGAUGGGUAGAGUAUAAUAUAAAACUCAACCGAAGGCAUCGUUAUUAUUAUCGUGGUUUUUGUAAGUGGCUGGGCAGCGUGUAAGAUGAGAGCUGAGAACCAUACUCUGCGUUUUCCAAAACAAAAGUGAAGUGCCUGCUUCACCUGCCAAGCUCCACCAGGCAAUGUGGCAACAUAUAAAAAAAUACACUCAUACACUCAUGGACGUGUGUGUAUAUAUAUAUUCAGGGAGCGAGGUAGAGGGAGGACAAUAAUGCACAGGCUGCUGUCACAGGGUGCAGCCAGCAGCUCUAACAUGCAAAAAUGUCCUUCUCGCUCCCAAUUUUUGGCAUUUUCAGACUUCCCCUGCUCUGACCGGCUGGCACCGGGGUGGUGUAGAUUCAGAGGGUCGCGUUGGGGGUCCCUUCCACGCCCUUCCUCCCCCACCCCCUCAGUCGGAGCCGUCGGGGCGGCCCCGUUCGCGGUCUGGGCCGGUGGCAAAGGGGAUGUGUGCGGUGACACCGGGACCCCUUCCGACUUUAACCGUGUUUCCCGCCGAGACCCCGGUGCAAGGUCCUCCGCAGACAGGCCUCAUCUCCCAGCCUUUCCUCGCAGGCCUUUUUCUCCUUUUCCAUUUUUUUUUUUUUCUGUUGUUCCUUUCUUUUUUUCCUCCUCCUUUUUCCCUACCCCCACCCUCUCCUCGCCAGAGCCCCAAGGACGCCGGAGUCCUUUCAGGAGGGCAAUAACAGACGUGUGGGAGGUGAUGCUUCGCGGGGGACCCCUCCCUGUCCUGAGAAGGUUGUCUCCGGUGUGCUGCACCUCCCUGGGCACAGGGGAGACCCUGGAUGGCUCCUACGGGGGGUUCUGGCUAGCUGCCCACCCCCCAGCACUUGCCCACCGUCGCCCCUGGGCUGCUCCACGCCGACCCUCGCCGCUUUCUAAAGAAGGUUCGAAGCCGAAGGCAUGGACACCACUCUCCUACCCUCCUCCUCACCUUCUGGGUGGGCAUCUCCCCUCCAGGGAUCCCAUUUCUUGUACUGCGGGGAUUAGUCCGUCAGAAGCGGAUUCGAGCUGGACUUUCCGCAGACCAGAGACAGUCUCCAAGGCGUUUAAGACCAGCUCAAGACCUGGGCAGAAGUCUUGACUUAAGAGACCUACUUCAAACUCCUUGGAGUGCCUCCCUGCUAAAUACCUGCUAAGUCCGCGGUAGCAGUGAAGGUCUAAACAGUGGCCCCCCGCCCCCCUCUUCUCUCCUGUGGUACGUUUUGCUGGGAAUAGAUGGCGAGAAGAAACCCAGUCCAAUACAGAUUAAAUUAAGUAGAAGAAAUCCAGCCGGUGUAUAUUUUGAAGCUCCGGUGGGGCGUCAAACCGAUGUUUAACACAUUUUUUCCACUCACUGUGCACAAGUCCUUAGCCCCUACCUCCUGGUUUAAUUUUUCCACCCCCCGAGGAGCAGGCGCUUUCGGGGGGCGGAUCGAAAAGGGCUCCCCCGACCCACAGACCUUUCCCUAUCCUCUGUUUCCUCAGUCAGAGCUGGAGGAGGGGGCUCACGGGUUCCUCCAGCGAGUUGGGGUGCUGGGGAGUCAUCCAGGCUGUCCCUGGAUACGGAGCUGGGUUGGAAGGGGAAUUUGAUUUUUUUUUUUUUU